CGUACAAAGAGGACAUGCGCAGUAGGACCAUAAACGAAGCCGUUGUUUGUUGGCUUUCAGUUUAAUAUCAGUGAGGGCUUCAAACGUUUACAGUCCUGUUUUUUUCAUAUCAAAGCAGCUCAGCUAAACAAUAAAGUUUGUCCUUGUUAACUUCUACUGCAGCCGCUGCUAGCUUCCUCCGUGCAGCAUGUUUGCCUCCCAAACCUCGUCCUUCCAAGAUUCAAUCGACGUGGAGGAGAGAGAUGACUUUGACAGCGAAGAAAUCGCUGGAUACAACCAGAAGAUUCAGCUGAACUGCUACUACACCAUCUAUCUUUAUCAAGGCACAAGAUCUGAGGCUUCUGGGGAAAAUGUGGCAUGGAACCAGAGACGAGCAGACUCCACAACCAGUCAGGAAGACUUUAGCCUCACACUAAUUGACAACAGCCUGCCAUCAGAGGCAGAGCCAGAGCUGCGGACCUACAUUUCAAGGAGGCUGAGCAAAGGAGCCCUGCUUGGAGGCAUGGGCAACAUUGCCACUGUGGAACUCAGUAUUCCAGAGCAGGCCGUCGGCUGCUACUGCUGCCUCCUGGAGCAGGAACGGUCUCCCGAACAGCCGGAUUCCGAUGGAAAUGGAUAUGUCAUCUGCUUUAUGGGAGGGUCUGAAAAAGGACUGAAUUUAUUCAGAUUAGAGCUUGAUAAGUACGUCCAAGGUCUGCACAGCAGCCUGCAAACCCCAGAGCUGCAGAACCUUGAAACAGAGGUGCGCCCCUAUCUGAGUCAGUGGUACGAGGAGUCUGUGAUGCACAUUCAUCGAGUGGUGCAGCUGGUCCAGAGCAACAUCAGCUUCCUGCUUCACGCUGCUCUGAGUCACACACAUGUCGAGGUCAUCAAUUCAGACGAGAGGACGAAGGCUGACGUUUCCAGGUUCAUCAAAGCAGCCAGUUUGCAGGGACUUUCCCAGCAAGACACCACGACCGCUUCUCUGUGCAAGGCUAUAUCAGAGGACGCACAGUCUGCCCUGAUUAUAGACUGCUCCACCAGCCCACCCACACUCACAAAAACUGUCAGUAACCGUUUCUGUGAUGACUGGAUUCAGGCAUUUCUGAAUGCUGCAGAGCGUUGUAAUCCGUUCUUGCUCAGACAGAUUCUGGAGAACUUUAAACUUAAGGCUAUCCAGGACAUGAACAGCUUGAAGCGCUUUGUGCGGCAGGCAGAGAUGAGUCACUACGCACUAUUUCGCUGCUGCCAGUUCCUGCAGGGCUGCGGAAACGGGGACGUGCUCCUGCAGAACGCCCGGGCUGAGCACAGCGACCUGCCCGAAGCCUGCAGCAUCAUCACGGUCCUGGAGGAGUUCCUCAGGGAACAAUCCCAGGCCCAAGCGUGAUCCCCGACCGACGUGCACUACCAGCAAACCUCACACUACAAUCUAAAAUAUCAGAUAUCCUGAGAGAAUCGCAGCUGUCGAGGCUGCUGUGUAAUAAAAUGUGUAAGUUAUAAAACUAUGUUCUGGAGACUGGUUGUCAGACUUGGAAGAUACUGUACUGUAAAGCAGUGACAGAUUUAGUAGCAUCACUGUAUUAACAAUGACAACUAUUAACGCCAGCUGUAAUUCACAAAUGAUAACUUUCUAAGGACAUUACCUCAGUGAAGAUAAGUACAAAUUGAAGAAAAACAGAUUGUUUAAACUGCAGUUGUUGAGUGGGUAGUGCAGCUUGUGUUGUGUAUCACGAUACUAUGAACCAAAUAUUAUUUCUGGUAUUUUUGCUAACUGACAAAAUGACAACAGGGCGUGGAGUGUGGCUUAUUUAAUUCUAUUCUUAUCAAUUCAUUAAUAUUUAGAAUUUAUUUUGACUCUAAGGGGGAAAAAAAAUUACUGCGACUGCACAAAUCACUUUUUACGCAUUGCUUGUUACAUACGUGCGCCUUGUUUUUGCUUGUAUUUCAACACAAUAUAUGCACUACUAAAUUAUUUUAAUGAGUAAGGAUACUGUGUAUGUACCAACUGUAUGUUUAGUCUUAUUCUGGUAACAGAAAAAAAUUAAUUGUCGUACUUGUAACGUGUGAAUAUUGUUUACAUUCAGUAUCACAGCCUUCAUCAGCUCACAGGCACCACGUGACCGCUCGCUACAUCACUGAACUGAGUGCGUGGCGUUUAAAAAGUUUCCCACAAAAAAAAAAAAAAUGAAAUAAAUAAGAGAUUAAAAAUACAGAUUUGACAACAAGCUCAUGGUAAACUUUUACUUUCUUUCCUUCAUUUAAAGUGUUUUAGCAUUAAGCUCAGAUCAUUCCCAUUAAAUCAAGUCCAAAGUGUGUAAUAGAGCAAUAUCAGUAAAGUAUAAUGGUGUAUACUUUUAAACUGUGAACCAGGUUUGACAUGUAAAAUGAAUUGUUUUUACUUUUGUGAAACAUAGUGUGACUGACCCUGCAGUUCUUCUGUGUACACAUUUCUGUACAGCAUGUUUUCUCUACCUAUAAAUAUGUGUUUGUGGUUCUCUGGUCUUGUAUAGAAGGAGUAAAUAAAUACCACAGUUGAACCUC
Molecule: messenger RNA, 2520 nt
Organism: Oreochromis aureus
Lineage: Eukaryota; Metazoa; Chordata; Actinopteri; Cichliformes; Cichlidae
Gene: c4h17orf75
Product: chromosome 4 C17orf75 homolog
Exons: 10
Coding region: 188-1366 (392 amino acids)
Cellular component (GO): trans-Golgi network
Source: RefSeq, a predicted model, not a curated record